AUGGCAUUAAAAAGGAUCAAUAAGGUAAGGAUCGAGGGUAUAACAGAGCCCUUUUUUCGAAGGUUUGAAGGUAUUUAGUGAACGGUUUGCUACACGGUAACUCUUACGACGAAAACUGUACGGAUGGGCCGGCCAAGGUGCCAUUUUUUUCGUUGUGGUUGUCAAGAGUAUUUUAGCUCUCUGUAAACUUUACAUAUCUCUUUAUUAGUUAAUCCUUUAAAUUUUCAAAUUGAUUUUUCAUCUUUAUUUUGAUAUUUCAGGAACUUCAAGAUCUUGGAAGGGAUCCGCCAGCACAGUGUUCAGCCGGACCGGUUGGCGAGGACUGUAAGCGAAAUAUGAAUAUGUUGUAUUUGAUUGAGUUCAAAGAAAACCUUUUGUAGUCAAACUAAUCUUGCCUUUACAUGUAACUUUGCCCAUUAGUCUUGAUGUUUAAAUAUGACUCUUGUAUCUAGACUGAUUAUUUGUGUGCUCUGCUCAUAAAAAUGCCUUUUCUUUUUCUCCUUUGACAUCGCGUGUACUUUGAAGUAUUUCAUUGGCAAGCGACUAUCAUGGGGCCGGUAAGGAAUGCUUACUUCUUUUAAAACUGAAAAUUCACAGAAACAUUCUUAAUAAAUUGUUUCAUAAUGCUAUUGCACAAAGUUUGUGUUAAUUUCUGUAUUUCGUUGUUUCCUCGCGAACAGCCCGACAGCCCUUACCAAGGUGGUGUAUUCUUCCUUACGAUACACUUUCCAACAGAUUAUCCAUUCAAACCUCCAAAGGUAGGCGCCUAAAAUAUUAGUUUAGACUAACAUUUAUGCAGUUAAGAUUAUUUUGUAACCUCUGUUGUGUUGUGGGCAAAGUAUGGCAGAGUAUAAGACGUGCAGAAAGUAGUGAAUCUAUCACGUACGUGAACUUCUACUCUGUGUUUCAGCCUACUGUUCUUCCGGUUUCCACUUAACUGCGAUCGAUCCUUUGCUUUGUGUUUGUCUCAUUCAACUCCAUAAAUGUGAAAAAAGUGCUUUGAUAAGCAUAACUGCUUCUUCAUUUUGUGUAGCAGUCGGUAAGUGUCAAACGUUCGUUUUGUUUCAACGUGAGACGUUCAAAGACUGUACUUACUAGUUUUCGUAAUGUACACAUUUCGUGGUCCCCUCAGGAAUAUAGCCAGUAUUGAUUUGCUUGUUGUUGAUUAGUGAGCUGGCCUUCCUUAUUAUAAUCGACGCAAACCGUUUAUACUAAGGUUUCAAAAUGUUAUAAUGAAAUGAUCAUACACCAGUGGUAUCAUCAGUGAUAUUUCCCAAUCGAUCUUUUCAAGGCUACCUUUCUAACUGACUUUUGCAUAUUCACAACACGGCGAAACGUGAAAAGUUGUCGAAGCCAUUGUGGUGAAGUAAUGUCCUCUAUAAAAUAAAGGAAUUGUACAAUGUUAUCAGAUGUUUUGAUGUCAGCUUUGCUGUUGCAUAAGUUGUAAUUUUCACUUAGAAAGUUUGCUCUACCAUCUCGAUUAGUAUUCUAUCACUGAAUUGAGUAAUUUAUUGAAAUUUUCUUGGACAUGCUGUCUAUGAUUUGCAUUCAUUGGCAUUUAUGUACCAUGUUAAGCAUUGUUGGUUUGGUUGUUCAAAAAGGGAAUAUACAACUUUUUUCGCUCUACCAUUGCAAAACAAGUCGCUCAAAUAAAGACAUCGCCUUGUGUAACACCCCCUGAAGUGCGUUAAUCUUUAUGUGACACAAAAGUAUUGCAAACCAUGUUCAUGCCAGUAGGUGAUGCACUGGGCAAUUUUACUUGGAACUUUUGUCACAAUCAAAUGGUGAGACAAGUUACAGUAGAAUAAAAAUUAUUGCCCACAUUGUAGUGUGACAGGAACUAAAAGCUAAAAGUGCUAUUGGUUUUAUUAAUGCUUAUCCAGUGCAAAGUAUAAAGAGGCCUUUUUUGAAAAUACCAUAAUACUGUUUGUUUUCCUUCCAAAAUUUUGUAUAAUUAUUUUCAAUUUUUCUUGGAACUUACAAUCACCCCUAAGAGAAAUUGUAGGAGUAGUUAUGCAAAAUUUUGAAAGGAAAACAAAGGGUAUUAUGGUGUUUUUGAAAAAGGUUGCCCUUCGGGUAAGUAGGUUUUCAGUUUCACUUGCCUGGGUCAUUUUCUCGCUUUCCCACUACAUUGAUUGAGGAUUCCUCUGAUCAGCUUUUGUCAAGGCCACAACCAACUUUUGUCAAAGUCACAGUUACUAUUUGCGUCGAAGUUUGAAAGGAAAAUAUUGCAUUAAAAUUGGGGAAACUGAUCGACAAAACGUAGGCUUAAUGUGCCGCAACAUGAAAAAAAUACAAUGAGUUUAAAAACCACAUGGACCACGCUAUAAUAUGACCUGGAAGAUUUUGAUCAGUUCGCAUCAGUUUAUGAGUUCCUCUGCCCUUUUUGUACCUUUCCAAGAAAAAAAUGAUCUUCAUUUCAUCAACACUUGACUGAGUAAUUGAAAAGUUUUCUUUGAAAUACUUAGAAAUGAUUGUCUUGAUGUUUACGAUCAGUAGCUCUAAGCACCGAGGUAUUCCAACAUUAACACUUUCGAGUCCAGUCCACCGACUUUCAGGAAGAAACCCUCAUCAUGAAUCAUUAAGAAAAUUGAGUCAUUGAAUAGAACUUAAGUUGCAUGUGCCUUUUUUCCAUGUAGUUCACUGGUAAUUUCUGCUUUGUAUACUUAUAGUGCAUGCAUGUAGUGCAAUAUUUUUAAAAAUUGAUGGAAAUACCUUGUUUUUGAUUGCUUCUUAGAGUAACACACCUUUGGCAGUCAUCAUCACCUUUACUUUCAUUUCAGUUGCAGGCACUUAUAUUGCAAACAGAAAGGGCCGGUUAUUUAAACGAAGACUAAAUUAGACCGGGGUUUAAGAAAUCUUUUCUUCUUUAUAGUGGUCAAUCUAAGAAGAUAAAUGCUUUUCUAGUCUACAUUAUAUGCUUUAGUGAAACUGUUCACAACAAAUGGUGCUUAGAUAAAAGCCUUGGGCCAAAAACUUAAAAUGACUUAGAACCCUGUUUUUUAAAACCCUGGUUAAACUCUGUUUAGAUAACCAGCCCAAAAUGUUUUGUUCAUUUUAGGAACAAUGGCACAAAAAUGAAUUAAUUUCUUUUUCACAAGCUUUCUUGAACCCAUUAAAGGUGGCAGCUUGUCCAUUCCCUUGCCCCUUGGGCAAGCUAGCCAGGAAAGUAACUUGCCUAAGGCCAAAAACUACUUGUCCUGAAAUUGGGGAAAUUCCUCUCAUAUAAAGGUUCAAUUAAGCUUAAAAGUGGAGCUUCUUUUGAAUACUAACCAUUCAUUGAAAGGAAUAAACUUGAUAGAGUGAUUUUCGUAUGAUUUUAAAAUGAAAAUGUGCGAACAAAACAGAAACAACAAAUGAAUGGAAAUAGAGCGUUUUGAUUCGUUUAUUGAACAGGUCAAACGCACGUGGCUUUUGCUUGGUUAAGCGAAUGCUCGGGUGAAAAAACUUCAUGCCCGAGAACUUUUUAGAAAACAAUCAAUACUUUGCUUUGAGGUCAUGCUGCAACACGAUUGGCCAAUUGAACAAUUCCUUCUCCAUAUUAGGGUUUUCUUUGGCAGGAAAAUGAAGAGUCCAUGUUUUAAUCUUUUCAUCCAUUGGCUGAUAAAACAAAUAACCAACACUUACAGGAACUAUUUUUCAAGGUCAUACGAUAAUCGCUGAUAACAAUGAAUGCAUUUAGAAAUGCACCAGUCUUAUUGUUUCAUGGCAUCCUACUGAAGAAUGGUUUUGAUGUUUGCCGUCUGUUCCCUGCUAAUGAACUUACAUAGUAAACAUACACCAUAAGCAAAGACAACUUUUUCCUGUUGCAUUGCACGCAUGCAUUGGUUUCACUAACCAAUAAGGUGAAAAUCAAAACAGCCUGUUCACGAGGUGACCAGAAAGUUUAUACAAGUACCGCUUGUACUUUCCUCAUGCACUAUAAUGUCAGAAUGAAAAGUCUAAAACCUAGCCUGCGAAAACAGUUGUUUCUCCUCACCCCUUGCUGUCUCAUUGACAGAAAUUCCAUGCUGAUGAUGUAAAUCAAUGUUAACAUAAUUAAUCUGUUAGUCAUUGGAUUCCAGAUGCAAAUUUGUUCAAUUUUAUCUUUCUGCUGGUCGAUUUUGGUAAAGUUUUGUGUCCAUCUGCGAACGAGCUCCAGCAAAGCUCAAAUGCUUCUUCUAGAGGGAAAUAUAGUCCACAAAUAUUGACUGUUUUGUUAUUAUUAGAUUCAUUGCGUUUACAUUUGACCUUUGUGGCCUCAUCUUUUGUCUGUCAUUCGUAAACUAUGGCUAAAAUAAUAUAACUACUGCAUCGACCAAUCAGAGCUCCUGACCAGAUUCCAGACAGAUUUUACGUCAUCAGUAAGGAAUUUCUGUCGCUGAGACGCAGACAUCUCUACUGGUGAAAAAUCCCAAGUGUUGAGGAGCGAGGACACUCCAUGACAUGUUUUAGCUCAUAGGGUGAUCAAAGAAGAAUGCGAAUUUAUUAAAUAAAUCUUAGUUCUUGAAAACUGUAAUUUGUCCUUAAAAAAUCCUUGAAAUUUGUUUGUCUAAAGUUGUACAUGUAUGAACCAUACAUUGUUAACUUUGUUCAGUCACUUCUUCCUGCGAGGCCUUGUUACAGCUGUAAGGCACCUCUUUGGUCUGAAGUCAAUUUCCUCAGGAUUUUUGUUGAUACAGCUUGAAAGAAUGAGGUCAUUGACCAGCAUUCUUCAGCUCAUAAGGUGUCCGAGGCAGUGCUUAAUUGCAGCAGACAAGAGGAGCCAGCAAUUGUUUGGACUUCCAAGAAUGAACAGAAUGCACAGAAUGCAGUUUGAUCAUUCAAUCACUCAUAAUCUGAUCAGCCUUGUUUUGACUAUCUGUCACGUUAAACAUAUGCAGAGCGCAGCAAUGGAGAAAAACGUUUUGACCUUCGAUCAUUGUCACCUGCACUCCGUAACCUUUGGUUAUUACUACUACUGUAAAGUUUUAGAAAUUUUCCUUUUGUAUAGAGUAGUCUUGAGUAAAAAUGAUAUUUGAAAUGAUUUGUGUUAUUUCUUUCUGAAUUUUAGGUUUCAUUUACUACCAAAAUAUAUCAUCCUAACAUAAACAGUAAUGGAAGUAUUUGUCUUGACAUUCUGCGAUCACAGUGGAGUCCUGCACUAACAAUUUCUAAAGGUAUGUUACACAUUUACCCAUAUUAGGGCUGCAAUGGUACAUUUUCCCAUGGUACACAUACAAAUUGCACUCUAAGGGCCAAGAUACAGUAUAUGAGGAAAUAUAGCCUGCAUAGCUGGCAGUUUUUUGUAAGUAAGAGAUUCAGCAGUGUGAAAGCUGUAACAAGGACGAAAAAAAAAAUGAUUGAGGAGGAUGUGAGGGAAGAAGUCAGUGAAAAAUUAAACAAGUGUCCCUUUCCUUUUCCGGGUCAAAAUAUUCAGACAAAUUUAACUUUUUUGUUGUAAAAUAGAUAUUUUCUUAUUCCUUUUCAUUCAAAUUGCCUGUUAAAGAACGUUUAAGUGUUUUUUUUCUUUUGAAACCUGGUAAAAAAUGUAAACUAACCCUGGUAAAAAAUGUAAAUUAGUCGCAUAAUUUAUCACGUAAUAGUUCUGUCUUAUUGUACAAUCUACCCUAAAAAUAUCGCACACUUUCUGAUUUUUUAUCGCACCCUAUCAGAUGGCCUGUACAAGUGACAUAUAAGUGAGCACGAAUUGUUUGAUACCUUGUUCUUAACCUUGAAAGUUGAGAAGCAUGUGAAAGAGGGAUGGUUUGCUUUUUUUAAUUUGUUUUCACCACAAGUGGCCUUAGAAGGGCUAAAAUCAAAGGUUUUGUAGGGAAUAGUUGAGACAGUGAUUUCACAAACUCACCAAUGAAGCAUUUUCAUUCUAUACACUGUAAUAUUGACAUUUGCAUUAUCUGUUUUAAGCCACAUUGAAAAUCUGUUUUGUGGGUUUUACUCGUAAAUAUGGCUGUUUUUCGGCUUUAGUGUCCUGUUGGGGCGAUAGCUUUUCCUUUUAAGAAUGUUCUGUUUUUGGUUUAUGAUAAGAAAAGUAGUUUUUCAGUUUCUGUUGUUUGCUUACGAGUUUUGCUGUUUGGUUUUUUUGAACAUUGGUUACAAGGACAGAUACUCCUGUUGUUGGCCAGCAUGAUUCACAUUUUGAUGGUGCAACAAACUCAACCAGGGCCACUGUUAACACCAAUAAUUGGUGUUCACAGUGGCCCUGGUUGAGUUUUUUCUUAAAUUAUUUAAGAAUUGUUCUGAUUCUUGAAUGCCAUUCAUUCCUAAAUAAACCAGUAAUGUCCCGAUUGUUAGGAAUGUGACCUGUGAUUUUCUUAGUAAUAUUGGGUGGCACUGCUUGAGUUUGGUGCACUGUCUGGAAGUCUCUAUCACGAGCCAUAUAACAACAACAACAACAAUAACAACAAGCUUUACUUGCAUGACUAUAAUAGAUAAAGACAAAAUCUAUUCAUGCUAUUCUUGUGAUUUCACAAACAAGUACUCCACUAUGUUACAGUGAAACCUGGUUACAUGUAUAAUGAAGAGCCAAGGGACUGACAAAAUUUGUUUGCUAAAACAAGGUUUCGCUAUAUCAAGGUUUUUUCUAUAUAUCUUACUAUUACUGGGGUAAAGAGAAUUGUUAUAUCAAGGACUUCAUUAUUUAGAAGUUCCAUCAUACUAGAAAAGUAUAAUGUUAUGUUUUCCUUUUCUCUUUUAGUUCUUUUGUCAAUAUGUUCAUUGCUUACUGAUCCAAAUCCUGAUGAUCCAUUGGUGCCAGACAUAGCACGCAUUUAUAAGACAGACAGGACAAAAUAUGGGGAGACAGCAAGGGAAUGGACCCGGAAAUAUGCCAUGUGAACAUCUAAGGACUAAAACUGUUAUUUUUUCUUUGGCAAGGCUCCGUGAAGUCUUGCAACUCUUUAAGACUAUGUAAAAGGUAAUUUCCAGUGUUGUCAUUCUGCAAGGUUAAGUUCCUUUUAUGUGCUGUGAUUGAGUGGUUAUACUUGUUGUUGACAUCUGCCUUAAUGAAGAUUUGAAAGAGCACUUAUUGUACUGAAUGUAUAGUUAGCUGUUUUUCCUCUUUUGUUGUAAAAGUGCCUGAAAUCCAAUUCAGAUCUUGAUUAAUGUAGGCCUAAAUGAUUGCUCUUAAUGUGCUGUCGUGUUAGUAAUGAUUGUUUUUACUUUUGUGUUGUUGUAUAUAUACAUAUAAAUGCAGUUGCUGGUAAAUAUGUCAUCACUUUCAAUCUCUUCUUCAACAUGCAAAUUCUCCUUAAAUCACUUCUUUUGAGAGUGUUGUUUGCCAGUUGUUUAAAAUAAUUUUCAAGUAUACAUUUGUAUAUCACAAGCACUUGUUUCGUUGAUAACAUUAGUCAGAUAAUUAGAUCAAUAUUUAAGGAGAGUUUAGAUGUUGUCAUCAUAUGAAGGUUGUAAUUGCUUAAACCUACUUUUUUACUAUCACAGUUUUGUAUCAGUUAUGCGGUUUGCAUGUUGUCCAACAAAGACAUGAAUAAUGUCUAAAGAGGCAGUGGUGUAGUUGGUUACUGGCAGUUGAUGGGUGAAAUGCCAUCCCUAAGAAAACCCUCGCUGUUCAUAAUGUUUAACUGUAAUAAUACUGAAGAUUCCUGCAAGUGCAAUACAUAAGUAUUGAGCAAUUACUAAAUUGUCUUUUUGUCGUGUGGAAAUACAUUUGUAUUGAAUAAACAGAUAAUUUAGCAAUUGACUUUGCGGCCUUAGAUUUUGCUUCCUUUGUACUGUACUGGGUAAGGGCUUGUGGGUACUUAGCCUGUGUAGCUAGCAGGAUUAGCAGGAAAGUGCUGUAGUUUUUUGGUGGCAGCACCAUGUGAAGAUUGGGAGCAAGUUGCUUAGCUCUGCAGCCAAGAAAACACCUUGGGCACAAUAAUCCCCCCAGCUAUGCAGGCUAGUGGCUACCUUCUGAUCCCUCUGACGCAAGUGCUGGCAAUAUAGUUAGUUACUUUUACCAUCCAAGAGAAUUACUGCGUGCCUGGCUUAAAGAGAAAGACGGUGUUAUGAAGUUAGCUACAUCAUGUGGUGUCGAGUAAGAAAAUAAAAGAAAUCUGUGAGGAUAGGAAACUUAUUAAGUUCCAACUUGUUGGUUUAAGCAUUAAACUAUGUAUUCUUUUACACAGC
Porites lobata is the source of this 8103-nucleotide messenger RNA. Lineage: Eukaryota; Metazoa; Cnidaria; Anthozoa; Scleractinia; Poritidae. The record is from the annotation of a GenBank genome assembly.